UGUCUCCCCCCUGCUGGAGGAGGGAGAUGGAAGGACCCGAUCAUGGCGGCCUCCGUACUGCAGCGCUUUCUCCUGCCGGUCAGAACUGCGGGGAAAAUCUCCGCUCACAGAGAAACAGGUAGAAGAUGUCUACUUUCAGCAGCAUACACAGACACAAAAGUGUGGGAACAAAGACAAACUGAGCCUCAAAGCCUUGGUGAGUUGGCCUCCUUAAUGGACAGAUCUUAUGAGAGAAAGUUUCCAGUCAGUUCUCUCACAAUAUCUCGGACUGUAGACUGUAUAUCUUCAAAAGAGGAAAUCGAUCAAACUGAAUACUACCUAUACAAGUUUCGCCACAGUCCAAACUGCUGGUAUCUCCGAGACUGGACUGUCCACAGCUGGUUCAGACAGUGUCUUAAACAUGGAGCCAGAGAAAAAGCCAUGCAUACACUCAAGAACAAGGUGCAAUUUGGGAUGUUCCCAGAUGAGUUCACCUUCAAUCUUCUGAUCGACUCUUACCUAAAAGAUAAAGACUACAAGGGAGCCUGCUCGGUUGUUGAGGAGGUGAUGCUUCAGGAAGCUUUUACCCAGCCCACAACACAGAUAGUAUCACUAUUCGCCCUGAGCAAAUACUUGGCAACCAAGCCUGACCUCAGCUGGCAGGAAGAGAGGAACGUGGGAGCAGCUCUUAUGCUGGCUGGACUGGAGCAGGAGAACUCUGUUGGCAUUAGUGCUCAGUUACUGGGCCAUGCACUUAUUGGUAAGGUGGAGAUGGCCAGAGGAAUACAUGUUGUGUUUCACCAGAUGCCCUUGAUCUGGACUCCAGGCUACCUUGGCCGAUCGCUGGCUGUUAUGGAGAGAGUGUGCACUGAUACUGGGGAUUUUAAAUUGUCUACAGAAGUGCUUGAUUACUUGCAAACCAUACUACAGGAGCUCUCUUCCACUCCUUCUGAAACAGCGGAGGAGAACACUGCCGAAAACCAGGCUGAUGACAGCAUAGAUGAGGAGGAUGAGCUUGAAAGAGCUAAAUUACCACAGUACACAGCUAAGUUUAAGGAGCUGAGGGAGCAGCUACAGGCUCAGGGCAAGGAGGACUCCAGCAGUCUGGAGGCUCUUACAUCCGACCUGGCACAGGAGAAGCUGAGUGCCUUCGAGCAGCUGGACGUAGCCGAGUACCAGAAGCGGGUGCAGGACUGGGAGGCUGAGCGUCGGCAGCUGGUCGAGAGAGAGAAAGAGAUGAGAGAGAAAGCUGAACAGGAGCGUCUGGCCAGGCAAGCGGCCAGGCAAGCCGCCCAGUAGCGUGCCAAACGUGGGCACGGCUACAGGCAGCCGAGAGCUAUUGUCUUUUUGUGUUUAUUGUGUUAGGUCGAGUAAACUGAACUUGAGAUUGUGUCUGUGUGUAUUUCUUUUUCUCUUUUUUUCCUCGAUCGUAAAGUCUGCACUGUAUAAAUAAACCCCCAAAUAUUCGUCAACUGUCA
Messenger RNA from Astyanax mexicanus (Mexican tetra), 1457 nucleotides. It is a transcript of the gene mrps27, whose product is annotated as mitochondrial ribosomal protein S27. The transcript is spliced from 11 exons. The record is from RefSeq and is a predicted model, not a curated record. Gene Ontology annotation, cellular component: mitochondrion. Lineage: Eukaryota; Metazoa; Chordata; Actinopteri; Characiformes; Acestrorhamphidae. Gene Ontology annotation, molecular function: protein binding. The coding region runs from base 43 to 1278 and encodes 411 amino acids.